UUAGUCCAGUUGCAACAAAAGCGAGACCAACUGAAGAAGUUGGUACAUCGGCCGAUGUUGUGACUAGAAUUGGUGAGUUUCAUUUAUCGUUUGUUUCAAGCUCGGAUUAUCAUUAUGCUCAUUGUAAUCCUCCUGUUUGUAGAAUCUCCUCUUAAAGAGUCUCUUAGUUUGGACCCGCCGUCCUCUGAGACUUUAGUUGAAAAAGUCCCUGAUGUAGCGGGUGCAUCAACAGCUACCAUUCCUGAACCAAUCUUGACUGUUCAGGAAUCCAGAUUACCAUCCUUGAGCGAACCAAGUCAUGCUGAAGGUUCUUCCGUCGAAUUUGUUCCUUCAUCAUUAUCAACUCAAAUCCAAGCGUUAUUGGUUGAUGACGAUCCGGACAAGUCUGUUAUCUGCUCUAAUCUCCAAGGCUUCAUCUCCUUUUUGAACUCUAUGGUCGAUCGCAUUCUCUUCAAAAGAUCGUAUUUUGAGAAUUAUAAAAAAUCUUUUGAGCGUUUUAUAUCAGGGUUCAGAGAGGAAGGGUAUAACGACUUAGCCGAUUCACCGGGAUUUAGAAUCGAGUCGAGCGGAAAUAGCUCGCUUAGAGGAGGAACUUGCAAUGGCCAAGGAUGCUCUUGA
Molecule: messenger RNA, 618 nt
Organism: Asparagus officinalis (garden asparagus)
Lineage: Eukaryota; Viridiplantae; Streptophyta; Magnoliopsida; Asparagales; Asparagaceae
Exons: 2
Coding region: 115-618 (167 amino acids)
Source: RefSeq, a predicted model, not a curated record